Acaromyces ingoldii is the source of this 1424-nucleotide messenger RNA. Its product is annotated as quinate utilization oxidoreductase QutH. Lineage: Eukaryota; Fungi; Basidiomycota; Exobasidiomycetes; Exobasidiales; Cryptobasidiaceae. Gene Ontology annotation, molecular function: nucleotide binding. Bases 18 to 1184 code for a protein of 388 amino acids. The transcript has 3 exons. The record is from RefSeq and is a predicted model, not a curated record.
GCAGACGAUCCGCGGACAUGUCGCACUCGUCCGCCUCACGGCCCAUCUCGGUGUCCAUUGUUGGCGCUGCAGGGCUCAUCGGUCGUCGCCACGUGCAGCAUGUCCUGGACGAUGCCGGUUUCACACUGACCUCCAUAGUGGAUCCCACCCCGGGAGGCGUCGAGCUCGCCAAAGAGCUUGGGGUAUCGUACUUCGCCGACAUUGCCGCGCUAUUGGGCCCACCUCCGAGGUCGGAGACGACUGCGUCCUCACUACCUCAGGCUGCGAUCAUAGCGACGCCUUCGGCCUUGCACAUCUCCCAGGCGAUUCUCUUUGUCGAGCGGGGGAUCCAUGUGCUCAUCGAGAAACCGCUGUGCAACUCGUCAGAGGAAGCUGUAAAGCUGCUCGAAGUCUCACGGAGAGAGGGCGCUGGCACGAUCUUGGUCGGCUUCCACCGUCGCUUCAACCCUUACAUCAUCCAGCUGCGCAAGUUCCUCUACGGUCACCAUCUCUCGCCACCCGACACAGAUGCCUCGGCCGUCGGAAGGGUCGUCGCAUUCCACGGCUUUUGGUGCACGCGCAAACCCGCGUCCUAUUUCGAAGAGGCACCGUGGCGCAUGUCAAAGCUACAAGGCGGGGGAGUGGUCAUGACCAACAUGAGCCACGAGCUGGACCUCAUGCGCUUCUUGUUUGGAGAGAUCGAUCGAGUCUACGCCGAAGAGGGCAAGAGGACCCGGGCGCACGACGUCGAAGAAACAGUCUCGAUCACAAUCCACUUCGUGGAUGGUACCGUGGGGACUUUCCUCUUGUCCGAUGUCGGACUAUCGCCCCACUCGUUCGAAAGUGCGACGGGAGAGAAUCCAAAGCUUGCUCGACACCACGAGCCGAUCUAUACAAUCAUCGGCACCGAGGGUACUGUCACGUUUCCCGAUCUGACACACUGGUCCGCGGUCGGCGGUGAAGGCGACUGGACGAAGGCUCUCCAGAAACGGGCUUCGUCUCUGGCUCUUCCCUUUGACGCAGACUUCGCUACCGAGAAGGGCCCCAAUGCGCCCUUCUCUGUCCGACUCCAGCACUGGCACCGGGCCCUGCAAGGGAAAGAAGCUCUCGGGUGCACUCUGCAGGACGGCAUAGUCAACAUGAACCUCCUCGACGCUAUACGUGAGAGCAUGGCGACCGGCAAGCCUAUUCACAUCGGCCUCUAGUCUGCACACCCUCAAAACUAAGAGAAGACGUGAAGCCGAGGUAUAUUGCUUACGAGCGACCGCUGAAUGCGUGGUAGAUGUCGGGAAGCACAGAGGCCAGGCGUCAGCCACUUGCUCGACGGGCAGCACCUGGCCCAGCACAGGAAUCGUGAGCGUGACAUUGUUGCCGAGGAAGUAGCGACUGCGAAGCUCGAGACCAGAGCCCGUGUCGUACCAGAGGUGAAUCAUGUCGACCGCCUU